This is a messenger RNA of Amblyraja radiata (thorny skate), 1220 nucleotides long. RefSeq names its product retinoic acid receptor beta-like. Gene Ontology annotation, biological process: retinoic acid receptor signaling pathway; regulation of transcription by RNA polymerase II; cellular response to corticotropin-releasing hormone stimulus. Gene Ontology annotation, molecular function: RNA polymerase II cis-regulatory region sequence-specific DNA binding; nuclear glucocorticoid receptor binding; nuclear receptor activity. NCBI's taxonomy places the organism in Eukaryota, Metazoa, Chordata, Chondrichthyes, Rajiformes, Rajidae. Gene Ontology annotation, cellular component: nucleus; transcription regulator complex. The record is from RefSeq and is a predicted model, not a curated record. The coding region runs from base 686 to 1219 and encodes 177 amino acids. The transcript is spliced from 6 exons.
UGCUUGUGCUUGUGCUUGUGCUUGUGCGGCUCCGGAGUGCUGUGGGAAUCCUGGGAGCUGGUGAUGUCAGGCAGGCUGGGUCAUUUGAAGGUUAGCAGCCUUGGCUGGGGUUCAGAGAAAGUUCACUUGCAUACAUUAGGCAAUGCAAUCUUUUCACCAGGGCUGGGUUGACACAAGGAGUAGGAAGUAAAGACGGGCAAAGGCAGGACGAGCCACUCCAGGCAAACGGAGAGGGGUGGAACGGGGGUUAGGUGGCGGCCGCGGAGUUGGUGGGGGCGGCGGAUUAAAUUCGGGCCGGGCAUCGGGCGACCUGAGCGCAGCACCCGGCCGGAGAGCGGUGGGCGUCGGCCGAGCGGAGGGGGCCGGAGCCGAGCAUCUGACUCUUCCUCUCGACACCCCUCUUGUUCGAGUCGAGCGCCGCAAACUGCCUUGGGGGUGAAAAUGGCAAAUGAUCAUUUGGAUCAGUGACAGGCUUUUAGCCGUGUUGUCUGUCAUAAUUCAUGAUUCUGCCUUUGGGAAAACAGCUUGACGUGCCAAGAAAAAGAGGGGAGGAAAAAGAAACAAAAUAUAAGGGCAGAGUUUUGAUGGGAGUUCGGACAACUUUUUCUUUUGCAAAUUUCCCCACACCUAGAGAAAGAGGAGAGAUCUCUUUGGCUUCGCAGGUUGUGGGCUCCAACCUCUCGUCAUGUUCGACUGCAUGGAUGUUCUCGCAGUCAGCCCUGGGCAAAUGCUGGAUUUCUACACUCCGAGCCCGUCUUCUUGCAUGCUCCAAGAGAAAGCUCUGACUGCCUGCUUCAAUGGAUUGACACACGGGGACUGGCAACAGAAGUCCAGCACUCAAUCAAUUGAAACACAGAGUACCAGUUCUGAAGAGAUUGUACCAAGUCCACCAUCGCCAAUUCCACCCCCACGAGUGUACAAACCUUGCUUUGUCUGUCAGGACAAGUCAUCAGGCUAUCACUAUGGAGUCAGUGCCUGUGAAGGAUGCAAGGGUUUCUUCCGGAGAAGCAUCCAGAAAAACAUGGUUUACACUUGUCACAGAGAAAAGAACUGUGUCAUCAACAAGGUUACGAGAAAUCGCUGCCAGUACUGCCGAUUACAGAAGUGUUUUGAAGUGGGCAUGUCUAAAGAGUCUGUAAGAAAUGACCGCAACACAGCAGUGUUUGAAGAGAUAAUGUUUCACAGGGUGUUCUGUGUAUCCUGUGCUAUGUUUAAAUAAU